This is a messenger RNA of Paramuricea clavata, 968 nucleotides long. Lineage: Eukaryota; Metazoa; Cnidaria; Anthozoa; Malacalcyonacea; Plexauridae. The record is from the annotation of a GenBank genome assembly.
GCUUAAACUUGUUUGACCAGGGGUUUUGGAAAGAAUUACAGCAAAAGACGUUAUCCAGUGGAGAAACACACCUGUUUGAGUUACUUACGAAAACAGCUCUUCAUGCUAAAGCAGAGGGAACUGUCACAAACUAUACAAAUAGUUUACGUAGAUGGAUAGAAUUCGCUAGAGUUAAAAGUUUCAAUGUUUUUCCGGCAUCGGUUAUAGAUGUUUCGCUGUUCAUAUCGCAUUUAUCCUCUACUUACAAAUCAUCCUCAGUUAUUCAAUCUAGUUAUUGUGCCCUUAAAUGGGUUCAUGAUAUUGCAGGGAUACAUAACCCCAUGGAAAACAAAUUUCUUCAAAAUUUGGUGGAGGGUGCCAAAAGAGAGCAUGCCAAACCAGUUUCCAAAAAGGCUCCUGUUACCAGUGAGGCCCUAGAGGAGUGUUGUACAAAGUAUCAGGGUUGUGACACACUCACUGUACGUAGAGACAUCUCUAUAGCAUUGCUGUUGUUCGCUGGGUUUCUUAGGUACAACGAGAUUGCAGACCUCAAAAUUCAAGAUGUGGUCAUCUGCGACACUCAUUUGCAACUAACAAUAAGAAAAAGCAAAACAGACCAAUACAGGAAAGGCAAUGAACUGGUCAUUCAUAGGUCGAACAAAAUCACCUGCCCAGUACUUAAUCUUGAAAAGUACAUGCGAGUUGCUUCCAUCAGUUUAGAUCACAGUGCAAAUUUUUUAUUCAGGCCGGUAACCCAUACCAAAGCAGGGUACAAGCUAAUCGACCGAAACAAACCUCUUAGUCAAACCAGAGCACGGGAAUCUAUCAUCGGUAGACUGCAGGAGUUCAUGGGAGACGCCAACAUUUCCUUGCAUUCAUUCAGAUCAGGGGGGGGGGGGCUACCAAAGCAGCCAAUGCCCAAGUGUCCGACCGCUGUUGGAAACGACAUGGCAGAUGGAAGUCGGAUACAGCCAAGGACGGUUACGUAG